AUGCCUCAAAAUUCGGCCGAAGCAAGGGCUGGCGAGUCACUUCAAGUAAAUUGCUUCGUUCGCUCCUAUCAAGACUUCAAGGACUGCGGAAAGAAGGUUCGCGAUGGCCUCAGGAGAGAGACCAAAGUUCUCUGUGAGCACUUGAAGCCAUCUCAAGCCGCGUUGUACAGAGUCCCGACGUUCAAGUGCACAAGUUUCCAGGAGGAUGGCGGUCUAUUUGAGGAGGAAAAUCACAAAAACUUCGCAAGGGGUGAUUUCUAUCCCGUCGAGCUCGGCCGGAUAUUGAAGGGCACUUCUUACCAAACUCUGAUCAAGCUCGGCUGGGGUGACUCUUCCACAGCCUGGAUGGCAUUCGACCUCAUGUCAGAGACCUUUGUCGCUCUCAAGAUCUGCACGCGACUCUCCCCCGAGGCCGACCGACAAGAGGACUGCCAGCGCCGAAUGUCGAUACACGCCAACCCCAAGCACCCAGGCUAUCCAUUUAUCAACCACACCCGACCCGUGGAGCCAAUCCGACGGCCCGGCGGCCCGACGAGGAGCAAGCCCUCGUCAGAAAUAAUCCCCAACGACGAGCGCCACGCCUGCCUGGUGCAGAAGCCCAUGUGGCGGUACUGGGCGACGGUCUACUCCAGCCCGUGCUGGCGCAACCACCACCUCCGUCGCGGCACCAAGCAGCUCCUGUUCGCGCUCGACUACCUGCACACCGAGUGCGGGCUCGUGCACGGCAACGUCUGCGAGGCAAACGUAGGGUACAGGGUGCCGCUGGAUGAGACCAUCGUCAGGGAGACGCUGGGGCUGAUCAAGACGCUGCCGAGCAGGACCACGGCGGCUCGGGCAUACGUCAAGACGGUCACGGCCAGAGACUGUACAGACUUUACGCUCUACCGGUCGACGAGGUUUGACGAGAAAAAGCUCGGCAAGACCACCGACUUUUGCAAGGUCCUCCUGGGGAGCUUUGGACAGACGAGGGUGGCGUAUGAGGUUUGGGACCCUGAGGGCACCCCCAAGUCCAUGUACAUGGCACCCGAGGUUCUUUUGGGUCUUGAGGUGACAUUUGCUGCUGAUGUUUGGAACCUGGGUUUGAUGCUCUGGAAGCUGUGGCGCCGCGAAUACCUCAUCAAUGGAUCUCUCGAUUGUGACGGUGACAACCCUAUCCUUCAUUGGAACUCGACGUCACACAUGGCCUCUAUCGUGUCAAAAAUCGGACCACCGCCCAAGGACAUGCUUGAGCGGGGACGUUUCAGCGGUCGCUACUUUACACCAGAAGGACUUCCGCGCAUGGAUUGCACCAACCAGAAGCACGAACGAACGCCCAAGAACGACUCCUUCGAGGACCUGGUAUGGAGUAUGGUUCGAUGGAGGCCUGAGGACCGGAAGACGCCCAAGCAGCUCCUCGAGCACCCCUGGCUCAGCGAGGAGCUUUGACGGCCAGGCUUUGAUCAUUUUGGCUGACAGCGAGCAAAGUCUGAAUACUGG
This is a messenger RNA of Pyricularia oryzae 70-15, 1476 nucleotides long. RefSeq names its product serine/threonine protein kinase. Lineage: Eukaryota; Fungi; Ascomycota; Sordariomycetes; Magnaporthales; Pyriculariaceae. Gene Ontology annotation, biological process: protein phosphorylation; regulation of mRNA processing; spliceosomal complex assembly. Gene Ontology annotation, molecular function: ATP binding; protein kinase activity. The record is from RefSeq and is a predicted model, not a curated record. Bases 1 to 1425 code for a protein of 474 amino acids. The transcript has 4 exons.